Molecule: messenger RNA, 3393 nt
Organism: Trichoderma virens Gv29-8
Lineage: Eukaryota; Fungi; Ascomycota; Sordariomycetes; Hypocreales; Hypocreaceae
Exons: 1
Coding region: 1-3393 (1130 amino acids)
Source: RefSeq, a predicted model, not a curated record
AUGAAAUUGAAAACAUCCCUUGUUCUUCUAACUGCUCUUGCAGGAAGCUCAGUGGCAGCGCCUACUGGGGCCCCAUUACAAGCUCGGCAGCCGGACUCAGAGGCGUUGAGAUUAUUAGAGUCUCAUCUAUCGACGGGCAAACUUACUCAAUCGGACCGUGAACUUCUGAGCAACCUUUUGAUAACAGCUUCCUUAAGGAAACGAGAGGAAGCUGGCACGUUUAGUGAUAUCGGAGGCUCCAUCGGCAGCGCUUUGGGUACAGGUGUUGGCAGCCUUGUCGAUACAGUUGUUAGUCUCGUGGACGGUGGAUUGAGUGGUGCUCUCGGAAAUGCAGGUGGUGCAAUCGGUGGCGCAACCCCUGAUCUGGGCAAGCUUUUGCAAGGACUCGGAAUCGACGGCAAAGGCAAUAUCAAUCUGAACAACAUUAUCAAAAAUAUCGGUGUUGCCAACCCUGAUCUUCAGAGCAUAUUCAAGCAGCUUGGUGCGGACUCCAAUGGAAUUCUGCCAUUGAGUACACUACUGAGUAAGCUGGGCCUCGGAAGCAACGUUGGAAAUUUGGAUUUAAGCGGCAUCCUGAACGGCAAUGGCCUUGACUUGAGUGGUCUCCUCAAAGGGCUUGGCCUCAACAAUACUGCCAUUGGUACUCUCCUCAAGAGUCUCGGUGCUGAUUCCAAUGGCAACAUCGCGCCAGCGGAUCUCCUUAAAGGCCUUGGCCUCAAUGGCCAGAGCAGCAUUAAUCUCGGCUCGCUGCUUCAGGGAUUGAAUGGAGCUGCUGGGAAUGCAGGAAUCGACUUAAGUGGCCCUUUAAAUGGUAUCAUUAGCGUUCUCAACGGUCUUGCCGGUGCUGCGUCCAGCGUCCCGGCAGGAAAAAUCUCCCUUCCUGCAGUAGGCUCUGGCUCGACCACCGGCUCUCUGACUUCAGCUUUGCAGGGACUCGCCAACGGAAUCACCAACGGAAUUUUCAGGGGUGUGGUUGGAGGACUGAGCGAUGCGACGAUCAAGGAUCUGAUUGAUAUUGUCAAGAACUCUAAGGGUGACACGCAGAAAGCCACUAACGAUCUUAAUCUGUAUGCUGCUUUACACGGCCUUGAUCCCGGAAAGCUCUUUCAGGCGGUGAAACAGGUUUUGGCUCUUGGCAGCUCAGACAACAGUCUUGGUAAUAUCCUCGAAGGGUCUGGGGGUCUUCUUGGCGGCCUUGUGGAUGCUCUUGAUGGUUUGACCAGCGGCAGGGGUGGACUUGCUGGAAUCGGUCUACCUGGGUUAGAUGGAGGCAUUGACAGCUUGGGAGAUCUUGUCAAAGCCUCUGCCAAUAUUCCAACAUCUGGGGCCACUUCGGUAUCUGGGACCACUUCGGUAUCUGCGAACACUCCGGUAUCUGGGAAUGCUUCAAGACUGACCAAUGCAGAGCUCCAGCAGUUGCUUGAUUUUGUCAGACAUGCCACUAGCCAAGACACUGUCACAAACUUUGUCAAGCAGUUUGCAGCUUCACACAAUCUUGACCCUGUAGAGCUUGCCCGUGUGCUCCAACGGCUUUUGAAUGCUGGCAACAAGGGAAGUAGCACUCCGAGCCAAUCUGGUAAUAAGAGUGGUUCGAAUGGUACUUUACCCGCAACCAACAUUGUAAUCCCCAGUGGUGGACUCAAUUUGGGCCCUGUCCUGAACGGAACUCUUGGUACCUUGAAUAACACCCUGAGUGGUCUUAAUGGCGGCAAGAAUGGUGGAAUUAACCCAAAUGGUGGCGUUCCUGGCAGUUUAACUAACCUUGGUGGAUUGAACAAGACUCUUGGUGGAUUGCCCGGCGCUCUCACCGGGGCCCUUGGCAAUCCUGGUGGUCUUGGUAGUCUUGGAGGAUUGGGCGGCGUUUCCGCCAAUGGCCUUGGAGGCUUGGCCGGUGGUCUCGUUGGCGGCCUUACCGGUCUCGUUAAUAACCUCUUGAAACUUUUGGGCCUUGGAGGUAUCCAAGGAGGAUUGGGAGGACUUGGAGGACUAGGUACGCCAGGCAUCCUUGGUUCCCUCUCGGGACUUGGAAAAGGCCUUGGAAACGGAACCAGCGCAGUUAACCUGACUGGCCUCGGCGACCUGGGUAACUUGGGCAACUUGACCAACCUUGGGAACCUGGGUAACUUGAGCAAUCUUGGUAACCUGGGCAAUUUGACUAACCUGCCUGGUCUCGGCAACUUGGGCAACCUGGGCAACUUGACUGGCCUGCCUGGUCUCGGCGACUUGGGCAACUUGACUAACCUUGGUAAUCUGGGUAACUUGGGCAACUUGGGCAAUCUAGGCAACUUGACCAACCUUGGCAACCUAGGUAACUUGACCAAUCUAGGUAACCUGGGUAACUUGAGCAGCUUGGGUAACUUGAGCAGCUUGGAUAACUUGGGCAACCCGGGAAGUCUCGGAAACCUUGGGAACCUGACUGGUUUGACGAAUAACCUAACUGGCGGGCUCCCUGGUUUGGGAUCUGGACUCCUGAAUCCGAACUCGACGGUUAUUGGAGCUGUUGGCCCUCUUGUUGGCAACUUAACAGUAACUCUCGGUUCUCUUGAUGGCAACUCAACUGGUGCACUUGGUUCUCUCCCAGACUUGGGAUCAGCUCUAUCUGGCGUGGGAUCUAACUUGGGAUCUGCCGCUUCCGGUCUGGGCUCAGCAGCAACUGAUUUGGGAUCAGCAGCGAAUGGUCUAGGAUCUAUUGCAUCUGGGCUGGGGUCGGCGGCAGCAGGUGUAGGAUCAGCUGCUACUGGCUUGGGAUCGACUACAGGUACUCCUGACUUGGGAUCUAAUCUCGGAAUUGUUACAUCUGGCCUGACGGGUGGCUUGGGACCCGGCUUAGACAAUGGUUUGGGAUCUGCAGAUUUAGGAACACUCAUCUCAGGCUUAGGAUCAGCAGUCUCUGGGGUGGGAUCCGGUCUGGGAUCUACCGUCUCUGGUUUAGGUUCAACUCUUUCCGGCUUGGGGUCGGCAAUCUCUGGUGCAGGACUUCCCGUGGGAUCUGUUGCUUCUGGCCUUGGAUCAACCGUCUCGGGUGUGGGAUCAAAUGCUUUUGGUUUGGGAUCUGCAGCCUCAGGAUUAUCAUCAACUGUGGGAUCGACCGUCUCUGGGCUGACUUCCUCAGGCUUACUGACUUCCGGUGUCCUCAACUUGGGCUCAUCCGUCGGAUCCGGUUCUGGCUCCGUCGUUGUACCCAGCUCCGGCAAUGGUACCCUAUCAAGUGCUGGACUAGGCUUGGGAUUAUCUGCUUUAGGAUCGGGCACUGCAGGUUCAUCCAACAGAACCGCGUUUGUUGUCGAACCCAGCGAUUCCGACGAGGACGAUUCCCCGCGGUCCAACGUCAGAGGCUCUCAUGCGGCAAAAUUCAGAUCUAAGCUUCGCAAAGCUAAAGCUAGAGCAGUGUAG